GCAUGCUUAGGACGCUUGUUUUCUUCUUCUCAGCGACUUGCUUCUUUCAUCACCAAGAGGCAUCUUUCCAUCUUCAGUUUGCAAAAUGAAACAAAAUUCAAAUGUACCAGCCUUUCUCACCAAGCUUUGGACUCUUGUGGAAGAUUCUGACACAAAUGAAUUUAUUUGUUGGAGUCAGGAAGGUAACAGUUUCCUUGUCAUGGAUGAACAGCGUUUUUCCAAGGAUAUCCUUCCCAAGUUCUUCAAGCACAACAACAUGGCCAGCUUUGUCAGACAGCUGAAUAUGUAUGGAUUUCGCAAAGUGAUGCACAUCGACACAGGCAUAGUAAAGCAAGAGAGGGAUGGACCAGUUGAAUUUCAGCAUCAUUACUUUAAACAAGGGCAGGAUGACUUGCUGGAAAACAUCAAAAGAAAGGUUUCCAAUGCAAGACCAAAUGAUACGAAGGUCAGACAGGAAGACCUGUCCAAUAUUUUGGCCAGUGUUCAGAAUGUUCACGGAAAACAAGAAAGCAUUGAUUCCAGACUCAACACACUGAAAAGAGAUAAUGAAGGUCUAUGGAGGGAAAUAUCAGACCUGAGACAGAAGCACUCCCAACAGCAGCAAAUCAUUAAGAAGUUAAUACAAUUCAUCGUCACAUUGGUACAGAAGAACCGGAUGAGUUUAAAACGCAAGAGGCCUAUUCUACUGAACAGCAAUGGAAAGAAGCCUAAAUACAUCCAUGAAAUCUACGAUGAUCCUCCUCUGGACCACAACAAACCCUCUGUCAGUGGUUUGAAGAGUGCUGAUCUUACUGACGAUGUCGUCAUCUGUGAUGUAACUGACGAUGACACAGAGAUCACAGAGGGCCCCUCAAGAGCAUUGGAUCAAUCGGAUGUAGAAAUAGUUGAGGUCUUCAACAGCAAUACUGUGUCACAGACAGACAGCGCUGACAGUAUAGGACAGACCAACUCUUUAGUAAUCGAACCAGAAGAGACCACCAUAAGCACAUAUGAUAGCCUUCCCACAAGCAGCACCUUGCAGCUCAACAAACAGUCAGGGUUGAGCCUGGAGGAUCCAAUGAAGAUGAUGGACUCAAUCCUCAAUGAGAGUGGAGCUAUUUCUCAGAAUAUCAAUCUCCUCGGCAAGGUUGAGCUGAUGGACUACUUGGACAGCAUUGACUGCAGUUUGGAAGACUUUCAGGCUAUGUUGUACGGGAAGCAGUUCAGCAUUGAUCCAGAUAUUUUAGAGGCCACAGAGGGGAGUGGUGGUCCCAAAGAAAAUGCAGGGCUGCUAUCCAAAGGAGACAAGUCUAGUUUCUCAGCAGACAACCAGCUGGUCCAGUACACAUCCUGCCCUCUGCUGGCCUUCCUGGAUGGCUGCACCCCUUUGGCCACAGAGGCAGACAGCAGCACAGCCACAGAGCUGGGAGACAGCCUGCUGCAGCACAACACUGAGGUCCCCACAGACCUGCUGGAGCCAGACGAGGAGCCUCCACGAAGCUCUCUGAUCCGCCUGGAGCCCCUGACUGAGGCAGAGGCCAGCGAGUCAACGCUCUUCUAUCUGUGUGAACUCAACCCAGAAGGUGACACCACUGACUCGACGCAGCUGGAGAUUUAACAAGGUUAACCAAGGAGCAGAAAAAGGAUUGGACCUUUUGUAGAUACUUGUUAAAAUGAUCUAUUUCCUGUUCAGAAGUAAGACAUUCCGUCAUUUAGUGGAAUAAUCUACUAACAGCUGUACGUAAACCCCGAUUAAGAUGAGGCUGCAAUUGUUGGUUUAGGUUUCAGCAUUUCUUGUGAAAAGGGGAAUGUUUCACUAUGUAUUCUUGAUAUGUUAAGGAUCACAUUCAUCUUUAAUGAACAAAAAAACAGAAGUGCCUGUUUCCUUAGUAAAACCCCAAUGUUGAUCAUUUCAAGUACUGUAGUCUGAUAUGUACCGUGUAUCAUAAUGUUUCAUGUUAAGAUUCAUAGAUUGCGAAGCUUAACAGUGACAAUUACAUUAAAAGAACAGCAAAAGCAUCAUUACGUUCUGUAAGUGAAGGUAUAUUCAGGAAAAUGCAUGCUUUGCCUUAAAGUUUAUUAAAAGGUGGGUUACAAUGCACUUUAAUACAUGUCAAAAGACAAAAACAAUUGUCAGUCUGCUGGAAAUACUGAAUACACAUUUCUAGUAUGUUAAAGCAUCUACAAAAUAAUUUAUCCACUGAACAUCAGUAUUUUACAUUAAGAUAACUCCAGUGUGAAUCAUAAGUAAGAAGGUACACAAAACUGAAGGACUAAUAUCUGACCUACAACAAGAUGUGCAUGAUCACAAAAGGGAAAGCUGUAGUUUCAGUUUUGCAAUUUGGGAGGAUGUUCUGAAAAGGAAAGCACAGCAAAGCAUGAUGGUAGAUUAGCCUAUAAUAUGCCACUGGUACAUCACUGAUGGAAAUUAACCUAGGAUUACAACAAUGAGCUAAUAUCUGAAACCCUGCACUUCAUUGCUGCAUAACUUAAAGCAAAGUGUACCAUAUUAUCAAACAUCAAGCAGUCUUGCCCAUUUUGUAACAAAUCAAUGGUUCUUUCUGCAUGUCUCUUAUCCAGAGUCAAUUACAGUUGACAAAGAGUCCUCCUUUCACUGACCAUCUCUCCAAGCCCCAGCUACCUUUACAACCCCAA
Messenger RNA from Oncorhynchus nerka (sockeye salmon), 2634 nucleotides. RefSeq names its product heat shock factor protein 2-like. Gene Ontology annotation, molecular function: DNA-binding transcription factor activity; sequence-specific DNA binding. The coding region runs from base 86 to 1597 and encodes 503 amino acids. The record is from RefSeq and is a predicted model, not a curated record. Lineage: Eukaryota; Metazoa; Chordata; Actinopteri; Salmoniformes; Salmonidae. Gene Ontology annotation, biological process: regulation of DNA-templated transcription. The transcript has 11 exons.